Messenger RNA from Mya arenaria, 2192 nucleotides. Its product is annotated as heat shock 70 kDa protein 12B-like. Gene Ontology annotation, molecular function: ATP binding; ATP-dependent protein folding chaperone. The transcript has 5 exons. Bases 241 to 1953 code for a protein of 570 amino acids. The record is from RefSeq and is a predicted model, not a curated record. NCBI's taxonomy places the organism in Eukaryota, Metazoa, Mollusca, Bivalvia, Myida, Myidae.
AUAGCAUUUCUAUUUUAAUAUCAUUAAAGUACAAAUUGUGUGUAACCUUAAUACUAGUGGUUCAAUUUAGUGUUCAUCAUUAUAUUAAUGCUUGAGUGAGACAUUAAUGGUGAACGCAUGGUUUUGAAAUUUGUAUAUGGUUCUUCUAUUAUAGUUAUUCGUUGCUUGUGCGAGAACCAUUGCUUACGUGAGCAUCGGCUGAUCACUUACUAUAUGUCAGUGUAUCACGUGUAAGCGGAUAUGACUCGAGCGGAGUCUAUGUGCCCGAGGUUGGUCGUAGCCGCCAUGGACUUCGGGACUACAUUCAGCGGCUACGCGUUCUCCUUCCGUAGUAAUCCGCUCGACAUCCACACCAACCCUAACUGGGUGGCGGGCUGCGCCCAGCUCAUAUCCAACAAAAACCAAACAUGCGUCCUGCUGAAGCCUAACAAGGAGUUUGCGGCGUUCGGGUUCGCAGCGGAGAGCCGCUAUAUGGACCUUGCCGAGGACGACGAGCACCGAGACUACUACAUGUUUCGAAGGUUCAAGAUGAAACUCUAUGAAACAAAGAAGCUGGACAUGCACUCGACUAUUGAGGACGUGACGGGGAAGGCGCUGCCAGCUGUGGACAUAUUUGCGCACGCCAUCCGCUAUCUGCGUGAUCAUAUGCUCAACACGCUCCAGACGUGCGUCACCGGUAUCCAACCAGACGACAUCCUGUACGUUCUCACAGUGCCCGCCAUCUGGGACGAGCGCGCUAAGCAGUUCAUGCGCAAAGCCGCCAACAAGGCGGGAAUUCCCAACGACCAGUUGCGGAUCGCCCUGGAACCAGAAGCAGCCUCUGUUUGGUGCCAGGUGUGCACAGACGAUAAGAUCACGAAGUUGUCAGACGCGGGAACCAAAUACAUGGUCGUGGAUCUUGGAGGCGGGACUGCGGACAUUACGGUGCACGAGAAGCUUGUCGAUGGAAGGCUGCGGGAGCUGCACCGCGCGAGUGGUGGGGAAUGGGGCGGCAACCGUGUGGAACAGUCAUACAUAGACUGUCUCACCGCUAUGGUGGGACAUGAAGUGAUGGAUGAGUUCCGGCGGGAACACACGGGCGACUACAUGACGCUCCUUAUGGACCUGGAGACCAAGAAGCGGACAGUCACCGCAAGCCUAGAGGGCAAAGUCACGCUAACCGUGCCCUUGACCUUCUCGGAGUGCUGCCAUAAACACGACAUCAAUAUUCAGGACAGGAUCAACAAAUCUCCAUUUAAGGACAAGAUGAAGUGGACUAGAGAUAGAUUCCGGAUCGAUAAAACGGUGGCUAAAUCCCUGAUUGACAUUCCGUUGCGACCACUCAUGCACCAUAUUGACGGAAUGUUCAAAGAACCAUCGCUAAAAGAUGUCAACGCAAUAUUGUUGGUCGGUGGUUUUGCUGAAAGCGAGAUUGUUCAGGCGGAGUUUAAAAAGAUGUUUCCUGAUAAAAUCCUUAUGAUUCCGAAAGACGCCAGCCUUGCAGUGCUUAAGGGAGCCGUUCGAUUUGGCCACAUGCCUGACGUCAUCUCGAACCGUAUCGCGCGCUAUUCGUUUGGUCGUGAGGCGUGGCCAAAAUUUGAUGAGGGCGAACAUGACCCCGGGCGGAAGACGAAAUACUGCGGGAAUGAUGUGUGCCAGCAGUAUUUUUGGAAGAUGGUGGAGAUCGGGGACGACCUGCCGCUCGGGAAGGAAGUGAGCGAGGAGAUCCCAGGGCUAUCCGCGGAACAGACCGGUGCCCACAUCAAGGUGUUCUGCUCAGCGAGCACCGACACUAAAUAUGUCGACGAGGACACGUGCACUCAGCUGGGAGAGCUUAUAGUCCCAUUGCCAGACUCCAGCGAUCCAAAGGACAAAAACAUCAAAGUUUCCUUCAUAUUUGGUGACACGGAGCUGAAAGUCUGGGUUCAAAUUAUAAAGACUGGCGAAGAAUUAGAAAGGAACGUUGAUCUGUGAUUUUCUACAUACUGUUUGAAUCAAAUGUUUUUUUGUAUAUUUGGUAUUUUUGUUAUUUAAUUUAAACAUAAUUGGACGCAUUUGUGUGUGUGAAUUGUAUUAUCGGUUGUGACAUAUCUUUGUUAUACGUGCAUGCAUGUUUUGCUUAUAUGUAGCCUGUGAACAUCUUACAUGUAUAUACUGUUUAUAAAGUAUAUUUAUACGGGCUGUAAAUAGCAAUAAAAUGGAAAGGCCAUGAA